Molecule: messenger RNA, 2769 nt
Organism: Arachis stenosperma
Lineage: Eukaryota; Viridiplantae; Streptophyta; Magnoliopsida; Fabales; Fabaceae
Product: kinesin-like protein KIN-7E
Exons: 12
Coding region: 1-2769 (922 amino acids)
Biological process (GO): microtubule-based movement
Molecular function (GO): microtubule motor activity; microtubule binding; ATP binding
Source: RefSeq, a predicted model, not a curated record
AUGGCAAAGAUGAGAGAGCCGGGAUCCGAGACACCUACCUCAAACUGCGAGGAGGAGAAGAUUUUUGUUUCGAUUCGAGUAAGGCCUUUGAAUGAUAGAGAAAGGUGGAGGCGCGAUGCGUCUGAAUGGGAGUGCAUUUCUGGAAACACCAUCAGAUACAAGAAUGGUCCAACAGAUGGCUACACUUUUGACAGGGUAUAUGGGGAGAAGAGCUCCACGCAGCAAGUUUAUGAGCAGGGGAUCAAGGAAAUUGUCCUUUCAGUUGUUAGUGGCAUCAAUUGUAGCGUUUUUGCAUACGGACAAACAAGCAGUGGGAAGACUUACACCAUGAAAGGAAUUACUGAAUAUGCAAUAGAUGAUAUAUAUGACUACAUAGAGAAGCAACAUGGGAGAGACUACAUUAUGAAGUUCUCUGCGAUGGAAAUAUAUAAUGAAGCAGUUAAAGACCUUCUUACUGCAAAUUCUCCUCCACUUAGAUUGCUUGAUGAUCCAGAGAAAGGGACUAUUGUUGAAAGACUUACAGAGGAGACUCUCACAGAGAGGAGCCACUUGCAGGAACUCCUUUCAACAUGCGCAGCUCAUAGGACAACGGAAGAAACAGCCAUGAAUGAGACUAGCUCCAGAUCUCAUCAAAUUCUUCGAUUGACAGUUGAAAGUAACCCUACUGAUUAUGUAGGCACUACACGUUCUGGUACACUUAUAGCCAGUGUGAAUUUCGUUGAUCUGGCCGGGAGCGAGCGUGCUUCUCAAGCAUUAUCAGCAGGCACAAGAUUGAGAGAAGGUAGCCACAUAAAUCGAAGUUUGCUGACCCUUGGAACUGUAAUUCGGAAACUAAGCAAGGAAAGAAAUGGACACAUACCUUACAGAGACUCUAAGCUUACUCGUAUUCUACAAAAUUCUUUAGGCGGCAAUGCAAGAACAGCAAUCAUUUGCACCAUUAGUCCGGCGCGAAGCCAGGUUGAGCAAUCGAAAAAUACCCUACUCUUUGCUGCUACUGCCAAGCAGGUGACUACUAAUGCUAAGGUCAAUGUGGUCAUGUCCGAUAAGGUCUUGGUACAGCAACUACAGAAAGAGUUGGCUAGAAUGGAGAAUGAGUUGAAGGGCUUCAGUUCAAAUUCUGCUAUACUAAAGGAGAGAGAGCUUCUGAUUGAACAGAUGGAACAGAAGAUCAAGGAGUUGACUGAACAACGUGAUCUCUUUCAAUCUCGUGUUGAAAAUUUGCUCCAGACAAAUACUCAAGUUGAGACUCCUCGUCAUCGCAGAAGAACAUCCAGUGUGUCUAAUUUAACUGCAAAACUUUUACAGCAUCAAGAGAAUAUGGAAGAUGACUUUCUUUUGGAUGGCAGUCCUCCCACAUUUGCUGGGCCUGAUCCAUGUCAUGGUUGGGAGGAGAUAUCUAGGGAAGCCGGUUCUGAAGAUAGUAUCAGAGAAGUUCAAUGUGUUGAUACAUCCCUUCAUGCUUUGAAACAAAGUGGAGGAAAUACCCCCAUGAUACAGGUCACACAUGUAGUUACUAAAUCAUCAUCGAGGAAUGAGCAUAAAGGAUUGGAUCAUGUUGCUGAACUUAAUAGUCAAGAUUUUCUGAAGCCAACAGUUCAGGACACUGAAAAUACCAACGAACCUUGCCAUGUUGAGGACCUUUCAGAGUACCCAAAUGAGUCCCCAUAUAUUUCUUGCAAGCCCAUGUUGGCUGCUCAUGCUACUCCAAUGUCUCCAGCUGCUCAAAUAAUCAAGGUGGAUUGGGAACCUGCAUCACUUCAUCAUGCCAAAAGGUUGCAGCAAAAGGUUAUGUCAUACUCAUCACCUUCUUGGUUAGGUAAGUUUGACCAGGAAUUUGCAUCACCUUCUCGAUUUGCCGGACUGCAACAGACACCAACUAGGGUUGAACAGGAAUAUUCUGAUUGCUUGGAUUACCUCCCUGAGGAGCCAUAUAAAUCGCCAAUGCAAGUUACUACACGAAAAUCAUCUAGAAAAUAUUCUCAAAUUGGUGAGACCAAUGCUCUAGUUCCAGUAGAAUCCGAUGUUGAUUCUGACGGGGAGGAUACUGCAAGUGUUCUCAAUUUCGCUGUAAGAAUGAAUGAGAAGUCUAGGUCAAAGCUAUCGAAGAAGAACUCUAACGAUCAAUUGGUUCAUGGAAAGUCAUAUGUAGUCAAUAAACGUCUAAGCAAAAUAAAAGGUAUGGGUUUCUAUGAAUGCGCGGGAGCUAUGACACCUUCCAGAUUUGAGAGACAGCAGAAAGAUAUAGUGGAACUUUGGCAUGCAUGUAAUGUACCACUUGUACACAGAUCCUAUUUUUUCCUUCUCAUCAAGGGUGAACUUGCGGAUACUGUGUACUUGGAUGUUGAGCUCCGACGUUUGUCCUUUCUUCAGCACACAUUUUCUACUGGAGCUGACAUUACAGGACAAGGUCUAGAUGUCACACCUAAUUCAAGCCUGAAGGCUCUAAAUCGUGAGAGGAAGAUGCUAAGCAAGCAAGUGCACAAGAAAUUUUCCUAUAAGGAAAGACUGCAACUAUACCAGAGGUGGGGUAUUGAUUUGAAUACUAAGCACAGAAGCAUACAAUUGGCAUAUCUGCUAUGGACCAACACAGAGUUGAACCACGCAAGGGAAAGUGCAACACUUGUUGCUAGGCUUGUUGGAUUGAUAGACUCGGGUGAUGAUUCAAAGAAGAGUUUUGGAUUUGGCUUCGGCUUCGGCUUCUUGGCCCGACGCAAGAGCAGCACUGUUAAACCCGAUAACUGGAAGGAGAAUAUGACUACCGUUGGAUAG